AUGAUGCGUGAAGAAAACGAGAUUUUCUACUACGCCGCCGAGGGUUCAGUGAGUGAUUUGGAAAAACACAUCAAGAAGUACCCGAGCUCUCUUCAUAGUAAAGAUCAUCGAAAUAGAACUCCGCUUGCCCACACUGCACUCACCGACAAGGAGAAAAAUGCACAAUUGUUGUUAAAAAAAGGUUUAUCUUGGUGGGACGAGGAUUCGAAUGGAGGAACGGCCAUUCAUUGGGCGACAAAAUGUGCAUCGAUUCGUGUAAUUCGAAUGAUUCUACAAAAUGGGAAAACACCGACGAGUCCGCUGAUGUGCGCGGCUGGGGUUCGACUGCCACAAGCUGUCAAUGUGGUGCUUCUUCUCGGCAAACGAAAACCCCCAGCACUUCCACAUCGAACGAUUGAUGGACAAACUGCGCUACAUUUGGCUGUGGCCGCUGAUAAUAUUCCAGUUGUUGAUGCACUUUUGAAUGAACUUGGAGCGCCAAUACAUGUUCACGACAACGACUACCGUACCCCGUUACAUUAUGCGGCUGAUAUGGGAAAUUUGAAUGCUAUCGAGAAAUUGACUGCGAAAGGGCUGAAAAACACAAAAGAUCGCUUCAACGUCUCUUGCGCCCAUUAUGCAGCUCAAAAUAGCGGCAAAGCGAUGGCAUUGUUGUUGAAAACGCCAACUGGAACAUAUAGAGAAGUCAAAGACGGCGAGAAUCGGAGUUGUUUUAUGUGGGCGGUGGUUGCGGGGAAUAUCGACGCAAUCGAGUUUCUUCUUCAGAAUUGCCCGCCAAGUCGCCAUGAAAUCGACAGUCACGGUUUGACCGCUUUACAUUUGGCGGCUUUAAUGGGAAAUGAGAGAGUGUGCAAAAUUCUCAUCAAACAAGGAUGGCAUUUGUCGGGCGGAGACAAGAACUUCGCGACUCCAAUCCACCUGGCUGCGGGACGGGGACACACCGAUGUUGUUUCAUGUCUUGUGACAGCUGGAGCCGACAUGAAAGCUGUCGAUUUUAUGGAUAGAACAGCCAUUUUCGCCUCGUGUUUCGGUGGACAAGCGCACACACUUUAUGUAAUGAUUAGAGAAUUGGGUUUUGAAUGGAGAACGGCUGUGGAGAAUCAGAGUCGUCCGAUCACGGAUGCAAUGGGGCGAACGCCAUUACAUGCAGCCGCCUAUGGCGGUUUCUCUCAUUGUAUCACACAAAUGUUGAAAAUCGAAGAAGAAGACCCGACAGCUCUUUGUAUUCCGUUGGUCGGUGCGGUGGAUAAUAAUUCGGAGACGGCUCUCCAUGUCGCUUCAUAUCGAGGCCGUUUGGAUUGUGUGUUGGUUUUGUUGAAUCACGGAGCGGCAAUCAAUGCAGUCGAUCACAAUUUGAGGACACCGUACAAAUGUGCGCUUGAUGCUGGACAUAAAGCGGUAGCCGAUCAUCUGCGUGCUCAAGGCGCUCUUCUUUAUGAUGAAUUGUGCUCUUUGGCCGCGACAAUUAUUCAAAAUUGGAUUCGAACGAUUCUAGAGGAAAAGAAAAUGAAGAGGAAAAUCCAAUUGCAAGAUCCGCCGUUUGGAAAUCAAAGAAAGAAUAGCCAAAGGAUUUUAGAGAAAAACGAU
Messenger RNA from Mesorhabditis belari, 1587 nucleotides. NCBI's taxonomy places the organism in Eukaryota, Metazoa, Nematoda, Chromadorea, Rhabditida, Rhabditidae. The record is from the annotation of a GenBank genome assembly.